AUGGGGUGUGGAGCAAGCGCGUCUCAAGUGCACCCGAUGCCGUCCGGCAUCGUGCCAUCCUUCCACGACCUGGUGUCAGCUAGGCAGCAGCAGACGAUCUCUGAAGCAGCGGCGCGGCACAGCGGUCACGGACUGGGGCUUGCUGUGAAGAGGCGGCCUCAGCCCUGCUCUUUCUUGGAUACGCGCUGUGAUAGCGGCCUGACCAUCGUUCCAGAAGAAGUCGAGACAGAGGACACCAAGCCGAGCUGGUCGUCUUGGGACUCCAGCCACUGGAAAUCGAGUCAUUUAGUGGGUGCACCAUCGCCACCAGAUCGUCGGCUGCAUGAUCGACAUCUCCAUAUCUUGGAUCAGUUCCAGAAGGAUGUCGAGCAACAGCCAAAGAAGUUCACCAAGAUGGUCGAAGCUGGCCGCUAA
Molecule: messenger RNA, 414 nt
Organism: Symbiodinium necroappetens
Lineage: Eukaryota; Dinophyceae; Suessiales; Symbiodiniaceae
Source: the annotation of a GenBank genome assembly